Messenger RNA from Rosa chinensis, 1308 nucleotides. RefSeq names its product thiamine phosphate phosphatase-like protein. Gene Ontology annotation, molecular function: phosphatase activity. Lineage: Eukaryota; Viridiplantae; Streptophyta; Magnoliopsida; Rosales; Rosaceae. The record is from RefSeq and is a predicted model, not a curated record. Bases 166 to 1011 code for a protein of 281 amino acids. The transcript is spliced from 4 exons.
UCCCCUAAACCCUUUACCAGUUUACCUCCCAAAGUCGAGGGACUCCCAUCAGUGCUUGCUACGCUGUAAUAAAUUUGCUUCCACAAACAAACCCUAUAAAUAUCAACUCAGCCAUCCUCCUCUAUAAACCACUCUCUCUCUCUCUCUCUCUCGUGAUUCUUAUCAAUGGCGGGGUUGGUAGUCAUUUUUGAUUUCGACAAGACGAUCAUCGACUGUGACAGCGACAACUGGGUUGUGGAAGAGUUGGGUAUCAACCACUUGUUUACUCAGCUCCUCCAUAGUUUGCCGUGGAACUCUAUUAUGGAUAGGAUGAUGACAGAGCUUCAUAAUAGGGGAAAGACGAUUGAAGACGUUGAAAAGUGUUUGAAGAAGGUUCCACUGCAUCCCAGCAUUGCCUCCGCAAUCGAAUCAGCCCAUGCUUUUGGGUGUGAUCUGAGGGUUGUGAGUGAUGCAAAUGUGUUUUUCAUAGAGACAAUCUUGAAACAUCAUGGACUACUAGACUGUUUUUCGGAAAUCAACACCAACCCUAGCCUUGUUGAUGAACAAGGCAGGCUCAGAAUCUUGCCCUAUCAUGAUUUCAAUUCAUCACCUCAUGGCUGCAAUAUAUGCCCUUCCAAUAUGUGCAAGGGUCUGGUGAUGGAGAAGAUCCGAGCUUUGGUUUCGGCAGAUGGAAAGAAGCAGUUGGUCUAUGUUGGGGAUGGAGCUCCUGAUUUUUGCGCAGGCUUGAAGCUUGAAGAAGGAGAUGUCAUGAUGCCAAGGAAGGACUUUCCUAUCUGUGAUUUAAUAUCUGCCAACCCAUUGCUUACCAAGGCAAAAAUUCAUGAAUGGAGCGAUUGGGAGGAGCUUGGUGCUAAUUUGCUAAGCACAGUGAAUAAUGCCCUUAUUGAUGAGUCUAGCAAUACGAGAACUGAUCAAUUGGUUCCACUCGACUGCAAGUACCAAAACACUUUGAUAUCUGCUACUGCCCAUGAAGCCCUUCAAAAAGCUCUCCCAGUUUCACCUCCCCACUAGUUGAGACUUUAAUCUAGCUAGGAAGUUCGGAAAUAACAUUUCCGUACUCGUUGGCUAUAAUGGGAGUGUCGUUAUCAUUGAUGCACUAUGAUCGUAUGACGAAUCAAAUAGCAUUGCCGUUGUCAUUAGCUAAAAUUGGAGUGUCGUUAUCAUCAAUACUCAACAUAUAUAAAUAGUUGAAUAUGUACUGGGAUGAAUGUGUUUACCACCUUAUCAUGCAAGCCAUGCCAAUUUCCACCACCAUCUAGGCUGCAGACUGAUGAUUUAUCCAUUGAAUUAUAUUGUGGUGUGACAUCA